Molecule: messenger RNA, 528 nt
Organism: Chenopodium quinoa (quinoa)
Lineage: Eukaryota; Viridiplantae; Streptophyta; Magnoliopsida; Caryophyllales; Amaranthaceae
Exons: 1
Coding region: 1-528 (175 amino acids)
Source: RefSeq, a predicted model, not a curated record
AUGAAAGACCCGGGGAAUCUCUCUAUCCCUUGCAAUAUCAAUGGAAAAUUGUUCCAAAAUGCUCUUUGUGAUCUUGGUGCUAGUGUUAGCAUCAUGCCAUAUUCCGUUUUCAAGAAGCUUAAGUUAGGUGAGCUCAUACCAACCAACAUGACCCUACAAUUGGCCGACCGUUCUAUUAAGUUCCCCAAGGGUAUAGUCGAGGAUGUCCCCCUUAAGAUAGGAGAGUUCACUAUCCCCGUUGACUUCAUUGUGCUAGAGAUUACGGAAGAUGAUAAUAUUCCUAUCAUCUUAGGGAGACCAUUACUAGCGACUUCGGGGGCUUUAAUUGAUGGGAAAGGCAGUAUUAUUACUUUGUGUGUUGGUAAUGAUAAGGCAAGUUUUAAGCUCAAGUCGAUGCAUGAGUCUCUAUCUUACAUGCAAGGAAUUAUGUGCAUUAAUUCAUUUCCCUUGAAUGAUGAUGCUUGCAUGUUUGUGUCUUCUACUAAUGAUAUGCUUGUAGCUUGUGAUGAUACUCCUAAUUGUGUUUAA